Apis mellifera (honey bee) is the source of this 4520-nucleotide messenger RNA. RefSeq lists its product as uncharacterized. Gene Ontology annotation, molecular function: tRNA (guanine) methyltransferase activity; RNA binding. The record is from RefSeq and is a predicted model, not a curated record. Gene Ontology annotation, biological process: tRNA methylation. NCBI's taxonomy places the organism in Eukaryota, Metazoa, Arthropoda, Insecta, Hymenoptera, Apidae. The coding region runs from base 1 to 4482 and encodes 1493 amino acids. The transcript has 10 exons.
AUGGAUUUACACGAACGCUAUAUGCGUAUUUCAACAAUAGAUUUCUCGAUUUUAGAAUUAUUAGAAAUUGCAUUUAAAGAUGAUCCAUUUUUAUUAUUACAUCGUUUAAGUAAAUAUUAUAACACUGAAAUAAUAAAAAAUAAUUUACACGCAAAAAAAUUAUAUACAUUUCGAAUGAUUUUGUGUUAUGAAUAUCAACUUAUAUUUCAUACAACAAAUAAGUAUGUUAGAAUAAUUCCAAAUGAUUUAUGUUUUAAAACAAUAGAAAAUAUUUUAUUUGUAAAAGAUAAAUUACAAAAUUUUUUUGAACAUCCAAUUUUAUAUGAUAUUAUAAUUUUACAAUUAACGCUUUACUGUAAUUCACAAUGUAUUGAGCAACACAUGAUAAAUUUUCGCAAAUCGAAUGUUAAUAGCUUAAAUAAUAAUGAAAGCAAAAUUUUAUAUUUGAAAAUAUUAGAAUGUUUUUUAGAAUCGUUACAAUUAAAAAAAUAUUUAUAUAAUGAUUUGGAAUCAAAUCUAUUGAAACGUUUUAAUUCUCUAUAUCUAAAAGAUAUGAUGUUAUGGUUACAAAUAAAAGAAAAUAAAGAAUGGCAAUUAUUUGCUUCAAUUUUGCCAAAAUUAAUAAAUACUUUUGGUUAUGAAGAUAUUUUACCACCUAUGUGGAAUUAUAUUUUAAAUAAAAUGGAUGAUUUAAAAGAUUUAUUAAGUGCACUCAGUAUUUUAAUAGAUACAUGUUUUUCUGUAAAUUUAAAAAAUAUUAGUUUUAUACAUUAUGACAUAUUUUAUAUAGAAAAAUUAUGGUUGUUAUUAUUACAAAGUUUAAAAUCUCCAAUACAACAAUAUCGAAAACAAGCAUUAUUUAUAAUGAAACGAAUAAUUGAUUUCAUAAGUACUAUAAAUGAAAAUGAUUUGAAAUCAAAAAAACAUAAAAUUAUUCCUUUUAUAUGCCAUCAAUCAAUUAAAACAAAAAUAUCAAUAGAUGACAUUAAACAAAAUUACUUUUUGAUAUUAGAAGCUUUAGAAGAAAAACAUCAUCAUUUAAUAUUACCCGCACUAACUUAUUUACCAAUAUUGAUAAAAGGAAACAAAGAACAUACUGUAUGUAACAAUUGCUUUGACAAUAUUUGGUUACAAUUAAUUUUUGAGAGAAUAUUAUUGCAUGAAAAUAAUACCAUAGUAAAACAAGGUAUAUUAUAUAUUUGUAAUUCACCUAUCUUUUUGUAUGACAAUCAAUUUUUAAAAUUAUUUAUACAUGUUUUAAACAAUACAUAUUUAUAUGAAUGUCAAACUUAUCAACAAGAACCAGAAAUAUUAAAUGAUAUUAUAAAAUUAUUUAUACAUGUAAAAACUGAACAAAUUGAAUUUCUUAAUAAAGUUUUUAAAAUAAUGAAUGAAGAAACAUGGGCUCCAAUACCAAUAUUUUAUAUGUUGAAAGUUUUAAGAAUAGUAUCAAGUAAAGUAUCAAAUUAUUGGGAAGAUAAUCAAUUAAAUUUAAUUAAAUCUUUGAUUCAGAAAAAUUUAAGUAUGCACUCAUAUAUAUUAAAGAUUGCAUCUCAAAUUGAACUUUUAAACAUAAUAUUCCUUUCUGUUAAAAAAAUUAAUGAUUUAAAAAUUGUAAUGAAUAUGUUAUUAGAAUUUUCUUUAGAAGAAACAUUUAUAAAAAAUUCAUUUCUAUGGGAUGAUAUAAUAAGAUGGCUGAAAAAAAUAUUGAUAAAAGCAGAUGUAAUAAAUUUCAUUAAAUUUAUUUGUGAAGAAUAUACGUAUAAAAAUUUGCAUCCCAAAUUCAAUCCUGCUAAAUUUGCUAUUAUUAUUAUUAUGUUUUAUGAUGCAAAUCUAAUAGUAGAACAGAAAACAUGUCCUAUAAAGGAAAUACUUAAUAAUUGGCUAUUAUCACUUAAGAGAAUAGAUAUAAGACCUUAUGCAAAUAUUAUACAUAUUUUCUAUAUUGUAGAAUUUAUGUCACAUUUACUUAAUUUAAAUAUCACAAAAAAUCAUAAAAAUAUCAAACAAUUAUUGUCUUUAUAUAUUAAUGAUGCAUUAAAAUUUUUACUUAAAAAUAGUAGAAGCAUACCAUAUAAGUUCAAUUAUGAAGAAAUGAACAGAUAUCUUACUACAAUUAUUUUAAUUCUUAACAAUGGAUAUUUACUUUUAACAGAAAAAGAAAUUUUAUAUUAUGUUGAGAAAUUCAAAAAUGAAAGCAUAUUUAUCAUUCAAAAUAUAAAACAAUAUACAAAUAUGCAUUAUUUAUAUGCAUUAUAUAUUUUACAUUAUACACAAAAUAUUUUGUGUGCAAAUUAUGCAUCAUUUUACAUUCAACCAUUAAUAGAUAUUUGUGAUAUUCGUAUAUUUAAUAAUGAUGAAAGUCAAAUAAAAUUUAAAGGAAAAAUAGCAUCAGAUUGUUAUAUAUUACUUGCAAAACUUAUAAAUCAAUUUUUAUCAAAAGUGGAAAUAGAAAUGUGGCCUCAGAAAAUUGAUUGGAAUAAAAGUAUUUCCUAUUUAUUUGAAAUGGGAGGAAAUGAAAUUGUUCCAGAAAUAGCAUUAAUAUUGAAAACAAUGGUUAAUAAAGGAGCAAUACAAAAUUUAAAAAAUACAUUAAAUUUAGAAUCUAUUUUUACUGAUUGUUGGAAGACCACAUUAUUAAGUACAAAGAACAAAACUUACUUUCUGGCAAUAGAAAAUCUUGUAGGAGUUAUUAUAAAUAAUAAUUUUUUAAUACUACCCAAUAUUAAAAAUUUUGCAAACAAUUUUAUCAACCAAUUACUUGAAGAAAGUAAUAAUGUAUCAAAAUUAAAAAAAAUUUUAUUAAAUGAAAUGAAAUUAUUAAAUACAUAUUGUUUAAAAAAUUUGCAAGAACCACUAUUAGCAUGUCUACUUCAUGGACCUGUACUUCGAAAAGACAAACAAAUAGAAAAUCAAGUUUAUUUAUAUAUUAUAAAAAAUUAUCAAAAUUGUUAUCCACAACAUAUACAAAUAAUAGAUUAUAAUAUCAGAGCAACUUCUGUUAUUCUGUUACAUAAAAUAAUUAAUGAAGAUAAAGAAUUUGCAUCAAUAUUUCUUCCAAUUAUUUUACAAAAAUUAGAAAAAUAUAAAAAUAAACGAUAUUUUAAUUAUUCGUAUAUACAUAAAAUAAAACACAGAAUUAUGCAAAUUUUGUUAAUAAUGCAGCCAAUUUUAACAAAGGAUGACAUUAUAACAUUACAAGAAUUUCUUUUAAAUUUAUUACUUUUGGAAAGUAAUCAACAUAGUGUUAGAAUAAUGCAAGAGUGGAUAUUAAUAAAAAUUUUUGUAGAAAAUGUGGAAUUUCAUCAUAAAAUCUGGGAAUUUUUUGAAAAGGGUAUUACAAUACGUCCAGGAUGUGUUAGUUCCAUAAUAUGUAUUGUCUAUCAUAUUUCUAAACUUCUUUCUAAAGAUUCUCAAAGCAAUUUUAUUUUAACAGCAUUGAAUUAUAUUGGCCGUUGUUGUUUAGGACAACAAUAUAAUAUGCGUCUUUAUGCUCAGAUUAUUUUUGUAAAAUUGUAUAAAAUGUUAGAACAAUUAAAUCCUGAUCAUGUUAUAUUACAAUAUGAAGGAUUAUAUAAUGCUGCAAUUACAAGUUUAAAAGAUGGAUUAAUAAGAAAUUCAAGCAAAAUUGAGAAUGAUUUUUAUCUUUCUACAUUUCAUCCUAUAUUGGAUUAUACCUUACAAACAAUUUAUCUUGAAUUACCUCGAUUGACUGAUAUGGAUGCAAGUGAAUGGAUAAUUCCAAAUUUCUUUACAAUUUUGAAUUUCAAAAAAUUUAAUGGUCAUGCACUUCAACUAUAUAAUUUAAAUAAAUCAUUAUCUGAUAUUAAAACAUCAUCAUAUUUAAUAAAACGAUCAGGUGAUACAGAACCAUUCAUAAAAAAAUGUAAUAUGGACUUUGAAGAAUUAAGUGAUAUUCAAAAAAAAAUUAAUCCUAUAAUGACUAUCAAUUUAUCAAAUAAUGAUAUUUUUCCAACAAUCAGAGAAUCUAUUUCUCAUAAAAAAACAUCGGAUGAAGAAAGUCUUAUAGUUGUAGCAUGUCUUCUUAGUCGUAUUCCAAAUUUAGGGGGACUUGCUCGUACUUGUGAAAUUUUUAAUGUCAAAGAAUUAGUUAUUGCUAAUUUGAAUCAAGUCAAAGAUAAAGAAUUUCAAAAUCUUAGUGUAUCAGCUGAAAAUUGGAUAACUAUUACAGAGAUAAAACCAUAUGAAUUAUGUAAAUAUCUGUUAGAUAAAAAGGAUAUGGGAUGGUCUUUAGUAGGAGUAGAACAAACAGCUAAUAGUAUAAAUUUAUUAAAUAUGAAAUUUGAAAAAAAAACAAUUCUUGUUUUAGGAAAUGAAAAAAAUGGAAUUCCUGCAAAUUUGAUACCUUUGUUUGAUACUUGUAUAGAAAUACCACAAGCUGGUGUAAUUCGAUCAUUAAAUGUUCAUGUUAGUGGAGCAAUAUGUAUAUGGCAAUAUGCAAAACAAUAUAUAUUAACAUAGCCUUAUUUUUUAUCAUAAUAAAUAAUUGUCCAAUAUUA